CGCGACACGCGCCGACCCGGACCCUAUGCGGUGAUUCGCGCGGCGCAGGCGCCUCCUGCCCCGCCGGCGGGGCCCGGGUUUACCGCGGCGGGAUGUUCUCCCGAAGGAGCCAUGGAGAUGUGAAGAAGUCCACCCAGAAGGUGCUGGACCCCAAGAAGGACGUGCUGACGCGCCUGAAGCACCUGCGGGCGCUGCUGGAUAAUGUGGAUGCAAGUGAUCUUAAGCAGUUUUUUGAGACCAACUAUUCUCAGAUAUAUUUCAUCUUCUAUGAAAAUUUUAUAACACUGGAAAAUAGUUUGAAAUUGAAAGGGAAUAAGUCACAAAGGGAGGAGCUGGACUCCAUCCUCUUUCUUUUUGAAAAAAUACUGCAAUUUCUACCUGAACGAAUUUUCUUUCGAUGGCAUUACCAGAGUAUAGGCUCAACUUUAAAGAAGCUUCUACACACUGGAAAUUCUGUUAAGAUAAGAUGUGAAGGAAUCAGGCUAUUUCUUCUGUGGCUUCAGGCACUUCAGACAAACUGUGCAGAAGAGCAGGUGCUGAUUUUUGCUUGCCUCGUGCCUGGUUUCCCAGCGAUCAUGUCAUCCAGAGGGCCCUGUACGCUGGAGACACUCAUCAAUCCUAGCCCUAGUGUGGCUGAUGCAAAGAUAUAUCCAGAAGAAAUCACUCCACUCCUACCAGCCGUAUCAGGGGAAAAGAUCGCUGAGGACCAAACAUGCUUUUUUCUUCAAAUACUGUUGAAAUAUAUGGUUAUUCAGGCUGCAAGCUUGGAGUGGAAGAAUAAGGAGAAUCAAGAUACUGGUUUUAAAUUUCUUCUUACGUUGUUUCGAAAGUAUUAUCUUCCUCAUUUAUUUCCAUCAUUUACUAAGUUAACAAACAUCUACAAACCUGUACUUGACAUCCCCCAUUUGAGACCAAAGCCAGUGUACAUUACUACAGCUCGAGACAAUGAAAACAUUUACAGUACAAAAAUUCCAUACAUGGCAGCUCGCGUUGUUUUUAUUAAAUGGAUUGUAACUUUCUUUUUGGAAAAAAAGUAUCUAACUACAACCCAAAACACUAAAAAUGCAGUUGAUGUACUGCCCAAAAUCAUACAGACUGUUGGUGGUGGUGUGGGGCAAGAGAGGGUGCCGGCGGAGCUGGAUGGCGGCGGGCCUGCAGAGCAGGACAAAAACCAUUCCAACAGCAGCACCUUGUCCGACCGAAGACUCAGCAGCUCCAGCCUUUGUAGCAUUGAAGAAGAGCACCGCACUGUGUAUGAAAUGGUGCAGCGGAUUCUCUUGUCAACACGAGGUUAUGUCAACUUUGUGAAUGAAGUCUUUCGUCAGGCAUUUUUGUUGCCUUCCUGUGACAUAGCUAUAACAAGGAAGGUAGUUCAAGUGUACAGAAAGUGGAUUCUCCAGGACAAACCUGUGUUCAUGGAAGAACCAGAUAAGAAAGAAGCUGCCCAAGAAGAUGCUGAAAAAUUAGGAUUUUCAGAGACUGACAGCAAAGAGACCUCAUCUGAAGGUUCUCGUCAUAAGCGAUCUUCCAGUUGGGGACGUACAUACUCCUUCACGAGUGCAGUGAGCAGAGGAUGUGUGACAGAAGAGGAAAAUAAGAACGUGAAAGCCGGGGUCCAGGCUAUGCUGCAGGUAUUUUUGACAAAUGCAGCAAACGUCUUUUUGCUGGAACCAUGUCCUGAAGUUCCCAUGCUCUUGAAAGAACAAGUUGAUGCCUGUAAAGCUGUUUUGAUUAUUUUUAGGCGCAUGAUAAUGGAACUUACAAUGAAUAAAAAGACAUGGGAACAGAUGUUGCAAAUACUACUCAGGAUAACAGAAGCUAUCAUGCAGAAGCCAAAGGAUAAACAAAUAAAAGACUUGUUUGCCCAGAGCUUGGCAGGGUUACUGUUCAGGACGCUCAUGGUGGCGUGGAUCCGAGCAAACCUCUGUGUGUACAUUUCCCGAGAGCUCUGGGAUGACUUCCUUGGCGUGCUGUCCUCCCUCACGGAAUGGGAAGAACUCAUAAAUGAGUGGGCCAACAUCAUGGACUCCUUGACAGCAGUGCUCGCGAAAACAGUUUACGGAGUUGAGAUGACAAACCUACCUCUGGACAAAUUAAGUGAACAAAAGGAAAAGAAGCAGCGAGGCAAAGGCUGUGUUCUAGAUUCUCAGAAAGGAACCACUGUGGGGAGAUCCUUUUCUCUCAGCUGGCGGAGCCACCCAGAUGUGACCGAGCCAAUGCGAUCUAGGAGUGCUACCACAUCUGGGGCACCAGGAGUUGAGAAAGCAAGAAAUAUUGUUCGCCAGAAAGCAACGGAAGUGGAAGAAUGUCAGCAGUCAGAAAAUGCACCUGCCGCCGAAUCUGGCUGCCUGGUGGCAGAGCAGCCGCACAUCAUGCGGAGUAGCAGCACGCCUGACGUCAUGGAGCCACCGUGCUCAGACUCUCCGCAGGGUCAAAAGGUAGAAAAUGUACAGACUUUGAGUUCUUCAGAGUCCAAGCCUGUUCAAGAAAACAAAGGACAUGUGAAGAAAGAACAUGAAGGAAUAACAAUCUUAGUUCGAAGAAGCAGCAGCCCUGCAGAAUUGGAUUUAAAAGAUGAUUUGCAGCAGACGCAAGGAAAAUGUAAGGAAACACAGAAGAGUGAAGGUAUCAGCAGUGACACAGCUCUGGGCUAUAACAAUGAGGCAGAGCUGUCCAUGAGCCCAUGGCCAAUCUGUGAGGAAGACCCAGAACUGAACCCUCCCACAGAUGGUGUGACUGACUCCGAUGCCCGCCAUUGGUUACAACUGAGUCCCACCGAUGCUUCGAACUUAACAGAUAGCAGUGAGUGCCUUGCCGAUGACUGUAGUAUAAUUGCUGGAGGGAACCUCACUGGUUGGCACCCAGACUCUGCUGCUGUGUUAUGGCGAAGAAUCUUGGGAAUCCUCGGGGAUGUGAAUAAUAUCCAGUCACCCAAGAUUCACGCCAAAGUGUUUGGCUAUCUCUAUGAACUCUGGUACAAACUAGCAAAGAUACGGGAUAAUCUGGCAAUAAGCCUGGAUAACCAGUCUUCUCCAUCUCCACCGGUCCUGAUCCCACCACUCAGAAUGUUUGCAUCAUGGCUAUUUAAGGCGACAGCGUUGCCAAAUGAAUAUAAGGAAGGCAAACUACAAGCCUACAGACUGAUCUGUGCCAUGAUGACCAGACGCCAGGAUGUUCUGCCAAACUCGGACUUCCUGGUGCAUUUUUACCUUGUGAUGCACCUGGGAUUAACCAGCGAGGAUCAGGAUAUCUUAAACACCAUUAUAAGGCACUGUCCACCCCGCUUCUUCUCCCUGGGUUUGCCUGGCUUCUCAAUGCUGGUGGGGGACUUCAUCACGGCCGCUGCCAGGGUCCUCAGUACAGACACGCCAGCGACACCUCAUUCAGAAGCUCUCACCAUUCUCGGUUCUCUUGUCUGCUUUCCAAAUACCUACCGGGACAUCCCUUUACUGCAGUCUGUGCCAGAAGUCAAGAAAGUCAUCACAGGAACUGAAGAUGUCAAGCAUUACCUCAUAAAUAUUUUACUGAAGAAUGCCACAGAGGAACCAAAUGAAUGUGCAAGAUGCAUUGCCAUUUGCUCCCUCGGGGUCUGGAUAUGCGAAGAACUGGCACAGUGUACAAGCCAUCCUCAGCUGAAAGAGGCCAUCAAUGUGAUAGGCGUCACUUUGAAGUUUUCUAACAAAAUCGUGGCUCAGGUGGCCUGUGAUGUUCUUCAGUUGCUGGUUUCCUACUGGGAAAAGCUUCAGAUGUUUGAAACCUCUCUGCCUCAGAAAAUUGCAGAAAUCCUUGUGGCCACAAUUGCUUUUCUUUUACCAAGUGCAGAGUACUCCUCAGUGGAAACAGAUAAAAAGUUUAUUGUGUCCUUGCUACUCUGCCUCUUGGACUGGUGCAUGGCAUUGCCAGUGAGCACCCUUCUCCGCCCAGUGUCCACGGUGGCCCUGGAGGGGCAGCACUCAUCCAGAGCCCCUUUGCUGGACUAUAUCUAUAGGGUUCUGCACUGCUGUGUUUGUGGCUCAAGCACAUACACCCAACAGAGUCACUACACACUGACCCUGGCCGACCUGUCCUCCCCGGAUUAUGAUCCUUUCCUGCCACUGGCAAAUGUGAAGAAUUCGGAGCCAGUCCAGUAUCAUUCAUCAGCAGAUUUGGGCAACCUGCUCACAGUUGAAGAGGAGCGGAAGAGGAGGAGUUUGGAGCUGAUCCCUCUGACCGCCCGCAUGGUGAUGGCCCACCUGGUGAACCACCUGGGUCACUUCCCACUGCGUGGGGGCCCCGCCGUGCUGCACAGCCUGGUCAGCGAGAACCAUGACAACGUGCACGCCGAGGCCCCCGAACUGUCCUCCGAGGUGUUCCGGAGCCCAAACCUGCAGCUGUUUGUGCUGAAUGACAGCACCCUCAUCUCCUACCUUCAAAUGCCCUCGGAAGGGCCAGCAGGCGCCUCGCGGGGGGGUACCCUGUCAGACGUCAGAGUCAUUGUGCGGGAUAUCUCAGGGAAGUACUCUUGGGAUGGGAAGGUUUUGUAUGGACCAUUGGAAGGCUGCUUAGCACCCAGUGGCAGAAAUCCUGCAUUUCUGAUUUCCGGCUGGCAACCUCAAGCUUUGGGAGCUCAGAAAGAUUUUUCUCAAAGUGAGGAGGGAGAUGAUGUCCUCGACAAAUUACUUGAAAACAUUGGCCAUACAAGUCCUGAAUGCCUUUUACCAUCACAGCUAAAUCUAAAUGAGCCCUCCCCACCCCCGCGGGGAAUGAACCAUGACCAGGAGAAGGAAAUCAUUGAGGUCAUUUUGCGCCAGAAUGCCCAAGAAGACGACUACAUCCAGAGGUGUAACUCUGACUCGGCCAUGAGAGUCACCAGCCAGGAGCAGCCCUCACCAGUAGAGCCACGAGGACCCUUUUAUUUCUGCAGGUUGUUGCUCGAUGACCUGGGGAUGAAUUCUUGGGACAGAAGAAAAAAUUUCCAUCUGUUGAAGAAAAAUUCAAAACUGUUGAGAGAGCUAAAAAAUCUGGACUCCCGUCAGUGCCGUGAAACGCACAAGAUUGCAGUGUUUUACAUUGCUGAAGGUCAAGAAGACAAGUGUUCAAUCCUCUCCAAUGAAAGAGGAAGCCAAGCAUAUGAAGACUUUGUUGCCGGACUUGGAUGGGAGGUGGAUCUCUCAACCCACUGUGGGUUCAUGGGUGGACUCCAACGCAACGGCAGCACGGGGCAGACCGCUCCUUACUAUGCUACCUCGACUGUGGAAGUCAUUUUCCACGUUUCAACUCGCAUGCCAUCAGACUCAGAUGAUUCACUCACCAAAAAGCUCCGUCACUUGGGGAAUGACGAGGUCCACAUCGUCUGGUCUGAACACUCCAGGGACUACCGCAGGGGCAUUAUCCCGACCGCCUUCGGAGACGUUUCAAUCAUUAUUUACCCAGUGAAGAAUCACAUGUUCUUUAUCGCGAUCACGAAGAAACCCGAGGUUCCAUUUUUUGGGCCUCUGUUUGAUGGAGCCAUAGUGAGUGGAAAGCUACUGCCAAGCCUUAUAUGUGCCACGUGCAUCAAUGCCAGUAGGGCCGUGAAGUGCCUCAUCCCGCUGUACCAGAGCUUCUACGAAGAGCGAGCCCUGUACCUCGAAGCAAUAAUUCAGAACCACCGAGAAGUCAUGACGUUUGAGGAUUUUGCCGCCCAAGUCUUUUCUCCCUCUCCCAGCCCCUCCCUCGGCGGAACGGAUUAAAAUAUGUAAAGGUCUCAUUGCAAUGUUUGAGCAAGGGCCCUGGCCGCCAGCCUGAGUGCCUCCCUCUCAUGGCACCUCUUAACAAGGAGGAAAUGAAUGAGACUCCCCCUUCCCCCACCCCAAACCCCCAAACACAGAGACUCCGGGAAACAUCACUGCUCUGCUGGCCCUCGGCACAUCUUCCCAUUAACGGACUUCCAAAGUUCAAGGUGAACCCCACCGAAACGUCGCCGGUUGGACUUUCUCACUGGGCCGUGUCAUCUUGCCCUAGAACCUCACGAAACUUGAGCUUCCAAAGAAGAAGAGGGGAGGGUCACCACCACCCAGAGACAGAUGCGCUCUCAUGGGCGUUGACGGGGCUGCUCUCCGCAGGGAUGGCAGGAGAAGAUUCUGGGCUUUCGGGAAGGGGUGGAGUGCAACUGGUUUCUGUACCCCGAGUUGUUUAUAAACCCAAGCAAGAUUCACAGAAGGGCUGGCAAAACAGCUGCUAAACUGAGGAAUUUUCUCUGCAUUGAUUUCACUAGUUCUUAUGUUAGAUUUUAUGGUUUACUCCAAAAUUUCAUCAUCAUGGAAAUUGGCUUUCCCUAGGGUCUUUUGCCCAGAAGUUUUAUCUGGGUUGCUGAGUGUUUUCCACCUGGUGCCUGAUGCCCACUAACGGGGGAGAGGUUUUCCCGACCAUCCUGGAGGCCCUCAGAUGACUCUAGAAACCGGGUCCUGUCCCUGUGAAAACUCCUGUAGGUCAGGAGGCUUUCAGGGCCCAGCUCAGCACAGCGCCACGUCAACACGCAAGGCGCACACCAGCGCAGGCACUAGACUGAGACAGGCCCCCCUUGAUGUCCAUCUGCCUCCAGAAGGUUCGCCCUGCAGUUCUGCUCUCCUGCCCACUGCUGGGGGAGGGCCCCGGCACAAAUGGGGGCUUUCUACCCAUUUGGCUCCAAGGAAGGCAUGUUGAGCCUGUUUAAAAAAAAAAAAAGAAUAGAAGAAGAAGAAGAAAUGAAAAUCCCUACCUUCUAUCUGUGCUUGGCCAGCAUCCUUGCUGGGGGUCUGAGGGUGUCAGCGACAGAAAAAUCAGUUAGGAAGACCUGUCUGGCCCUCUGCCUCUCACCUAGGCCUGCAGCCUGUCUCCAGAGUAAGCCCGUGGCUCAGAAGGGGUGGGGUGGGCAGCACAUAGAACACAGCUGCUAAGGACCCGAGAAAGAUCGGUCCCUGCAAGGGUGCUUCCCCGCCUCCCGUGACUCUCUGCCUCUGUGCUCUGUGCCCGCUUGGGUGUUCCCCACCCCCACCCCGGCGGCGGCUUUGGUCCCCUUCCUGGCGAGUCUCCUGAGCCCCCUCAGUCCAUCAGGGUGGCCGUUUUCACUGACCAAUCCGUUCUUUCCAUGCGCUGUUGCGUUGGUUUGGCCAGUACCUGACCCUUGUUCCCCACCCCUGCUCCAGCCGCCCACCCUCGCCUUUUAAAUAAUUUGGACUUUCUGGUAGGCACGGUUUGUCCACUAUCGCUCAGACAGCAGACUUGUGUUGAGCAGCUCCACUGGAUAUUUACGAAGUGCCCAGACCUCAUUCCUGCAGGGGAGAGCAUCACCUGUCCCUGGGCUCCAGAGUCCCAGGCAGGCUCUGACAGCCAGUAGCUUCUGGGAGGACAUUUUAUUUCCUGGCUCUAGAAAACCCCUGUGGCAUAAUUCUUGGAUUGAGCUGAAGUGUCAGGACUUGGAAGUCGCAUUGAACUCCCCUGGACUUGUGCUCUGUGAACCAGUCCUCCUAACUGGCAAGUGGGAAACUCAGUUGUAGGCAGCAUAUACCUAGACCUUUCCUGUCAUCCCUCCUGAUUUUAACUUCCCUGUGACCCCAGACUCCAGCCAGCAGUUUGGGGACUGGAGCUGCUUCUGAGCCCACUGUUGUCAGCGGCAGCAUCGGGGUGGAAUAGGGAGCAGGGAAUCUAGCAACCAGGUUUGCUUACGAUCACGUGGACCUGAAUCACUUUUGUUAUUUGGGGUGGAAAAUUGAAAUGAUCAAGCUCUUUUUUUUUUUUUUCACUUAGAAAAGCAAAUAUUGUGCUUUUUGCAAUAAAUGCCUUUCCAGCAAAAUUAUGGAGGUUCACUCAUCCGGCGGGGACCCACCUGAGUCACAGUGCUGACUCGUCGCAUUAGUAGGUCAGCCAUCUGUACUCGAAAGUGGCCCUAAUCGGCCCAAAAUGGGUAAGACUCGCUGGCUUCCGGGCAGGGCCAGGCCCAUCCCCCCACUUCUCUGCACGCUGAUCUCUGCACACUGAUUUCCGUCCAAAGCAAAGCUGAUGUUCCAUAGUCUCACUGAGAAGGUGUUUUUUGUACUUUAAAAAAAAACAAAGGGGCGCCUGGGUGGCUCAGUUGGUUAAGCGACUGCCUUGGGCUCAGGUCA
Neomonachus schauinslandi (Hawaiian monk seal) is the source of this 8102-nucleotide messenger RNA. It is a transcript of the gene RALGAPA2, whose product is annotated as Ral GTPase activating protein catalytic subunit alpha 2. The transcript has 40 exons. The record is from RefSeq and is a predicted model, not a curated record. Bases 93 to 5711 code for a protein of 1872 amino acids. Gene Ontology annotation, cellular component: nucleus; cytoplasm. Gene Ontology annotation, molecular function: GTPase activator activity. NCBI's taxonomy places the organism in Eukaryota, Metazoa, Chordata, Mammalia, Carnivora, Phocidae. Gene Ontology annotation, biological process: positive regulation of GTPase activity; regulation of small GTPase mediated signal transduction.